AUGAUCAAGCGCUUUGUCAUCCUUCUUCUGGUGAUCCUGGGUGUCGUGCUCAGUUGCGCUCACGCGGAUGAUACUCCUGCGGCUCCAGCCGUUGAAGAUGGUAAAACGGAGCAGGUGCCACCUGGUGUGACGGUUUUUGAAGAGAAGGAGCCUGUACCGGCGGACAAGGAGCAGUUUGAGAAGUUUAUUGGUGGCGGCGGUGGCUUCAUCCCAACGGGAGGAAUCACGUACCGUUGGCGCUACACGUAUCCGUAUGCUGGAGGGUUCCGUUACGGCUGGCGCUAUCCGAUCACGUACUGGAAGUCGUUUGGCCAGACAGUCUACGGGUCGGGCUGCCAGUACGCUCGUCCUUUUGGCACGUGGUUCUACUGUUAA
Molecule: messenger RNA, 375 nt
Organism: Peronospora matthiolae
Lineage: Eukaryota; Oomycota; Peronosporomycetes; Peronosporales; Peronosporaceae
Source: the annotation of a GenBank genome assembly